Entrophospora candida is the source of this 1680-nucleotide messenger RNA. NCBI's taxonomy places the organism in Eukaryota, Fungi, Glomeromycota, Glomeromycetes, Entrophosporales, Entrophosporaceae. The record is from the annotation of a GenBank genome assembly.
AAGAAAAAACGAAGAUGGUUGCAACGUUUGUCAGAAUCAAAUAAUACUGCAGAGGAUUCAAAGCUUUCACCUUUACCAGUUAUAACUCGUUGGAAUAGCUAUAUCACCUUACGUUUCCCUUUUGCAUUGAAAAAUUUAUCAAGAGCUGGCGUUGAAAAUCCUUCUUUAAAUCAAAACAUGAUUAAUUCAUGUAGAAUUCAAAAUGCAUUAGAAAAAUCUUUAAUACCACCAUUUUCAUUUUCUCAAGCUUUUAAACUUGCCUAUAACAAAUUAUGUAAACAUUUAACAAUGAAUCAAAGCUCUAAAAAUAAAGAAUUUGUAGAUUAUGUCAAUUCAUUGCCUGAAACUCAAAUAAAAGACAAACUUCGUUGGUGUUGGUCAGAUUUCACAAAUCAAAAAGAUUUUAAUAAUGCGGUGUAUAUUGAUUGUAUAAACUUUUGGAAGAAAAUUUUAGACGAGUGUAGUAGGCGUAAAUGGUUAGGCGAAGAUAAAGAAAUGCAUUCAAAAUCAGAAUUAAUACCUCUUGAAGAGUAUUGUUCAACUUUUAUUUCACAGGGUUGGUUAAGUUGGAUAUACACUAGGUUAGUAUCACAACCAAUAGCAUGGACAUUUCAAAAUUUAACAGGAUCAGAGCCUACUAAUAUUAUUUCAGGAAAAUGGGUGAAAAUUGAUAAACUGAAAGAAUCAUCAACCAAAAUUAUUCAACUUCAUGAAAAAGUUGCAUUAAAUCGAAUUUCUGAUAAUCUUUAUACACUUGCUACAUUUAAGUCAGAAUUUGCAGCUAAAGUAAUUCCUGGUUCGAUGCUUACAGAUACUGACAUAAAAGUGCUAAUCACUUAUUUAGAAUAUGAUCGUAAAGUCAUCGUAACAAAAAGUUUGAGUAAUGGGUCUCCUCAUAAAUAUGAUAGCAAUCCUGAUGAUUUGGUGAUCAAGUUUUGUUUGAAAAAAUAUAAAUUGAAACUUGAAAUUACAGAAUUGGAUUGUAACAUUAUUACAAUAAAGGAAACAUCUCGGAAACUACAUGAACAAAUUCAAGAUAUAGAAACUCGAAUCAAAGAGUAUAUAUGUACUUUUGAAUUAGCGAAUUAUUCUGCUAGUAAAUAUAUUUCUCUUAAGCAGAAAACACUAGCAAUGAAAUAUUUGCGAAAAAAACUACAACUUGAUAAAAUUUUAGUUAAAAGAAUAAACUCUUUGGAAGCAGUCGAAACAAUCCUAUUAAAAAUUCAAGAAGCUGUAUCUGAUGCAGAGAUAAUUGAAGGUUAUAAAGCUGGGGCUGAUGCAUUGCAAAAUACUUUGGUCAUAAGUGGUCUAACUAUUGAUAAAGUAGAUGAAACAAUGGAUCAUCUACAAGAAGUCCUUGCAGAUCAAAAGGAAAUUGAAGAUGCUAUGAAAUCAGGACAGGAUUCAAUACUUGAUGCAGCAUUAAAUAAUGAUGUUGAUGAUGAAUUAGAAAAAGAAUUAGAGAAUUUAUUAGCUGGAGAAGAAGAAAGAAAGGUGGUGAAAGAAGAAGUGAAGCAACCAAUAAAAGAAAAAAAUCAAGAAUUAGAAACAAAAUUACAUGACUUGAAGGUUGAAGCAUCAUCUAUACCAGAUAAAAAUCCCAAUUAUAUUACACCUUCCUCCUCUUCCUCCUCUUCAUCAUCGCACAAAAAUAAACAAGCAUUUUUGUUAGAACCAUGA